AACCGUGACAACCACCAUUAACAGCCUGGUCUGUCUUGUCUGUCUGCCUAAUUUGCUUUCUCUCUCCAACCUUCCUAUCAUACCUACCCACCUACCCAACCUAUUCAACCUACCUUCCUCACAACUCCUUCAACCUCGACAUAUCGACUUCAACACCAACCAGUGACAGACAAAGAUGACGCAAGACCAAAUAAUCGGUACAUAUGUGCACAUCCCGGGGAAACCGAGGGAGCAGCACGCCCUCUACAUGCUCCGGUGGAUUGCCAGCCUGGUGAAGCCUAUAAUGAACAAGGGGGGGUAUAAGGUGGGCUGUUUGGCUGAAUUUUAUCCUGUGCAAAAGAGCUUACUCGGCUUGAACGUCAAUAAUGGUGAAAAGGUCUGCAUAAGGCUCCGCCAACCCUACGAUGAUAGCGUAUUCUUGGACAUUGAGGAGUGUGUUUAUACGAUGCUGCAUGAAAUCACACACAACCUCCACGGUCCCCACAACGACACAUUCUACGCCCACUUGAAAACCCUCGAAGAGUCCUACUCCACCCUUCGCCGUGGCGGCUACGAUGGGGAAGGCUUCUACUCGGAGGGUAAGCGCCUGGGCGCUGGGAUUCCCAAGAAUCCGCUAAUGUCCGAAGCUCGCCGACGAGCCUUGGCAAUGGCGGAGAAGCGACGGGACAUCUACUCCGGGUCUGGCCAGAUGCUUGGUGGUGGGAAGGACCCACUGCCCAGUGGGUUGGGUAUUCGUGAGAAGAUCGCCGCGGCGACGGAGCGGCGUAUACGUGACUCGCAGACUUGCGGCGCUGGGAGCGGUGCUAGGGAUAGGGGUGCUAUGGAGGCAGAGGCUGAGAGGACGAUCCGUGCCGGGACCGUCACGGUUGGCGAGGAGGAGGAGGAGGAGGAAACAAAACAGGAGGUGGUGGUGCUAGACGAAGACCCGGAAAACGAAGCGGCAAUAAUGAAUGCUGCGAUAGAACUGAUCCAGGAAGCGGAGCGUGAGGAAGCCGAGCAGAAGCUACUCUGGGAGGAACAAGACGGCAUAGUCUGGAUUGUAGACGAUGAGGACGGUCCGAUACAAGUCGAACUCCCUCCCGCUGCCGCCACCACUGCCGCCACCACUCCCUCUCCCCCACACCCCCGCAUCCCGGCACCAAUAGUAAUCACCUCCUCCCCUCCCCCCCCACCACCUGCAGAACCUCAAGACCUCCCCCCAAGCUACGAACAAGCAACAACCUGGGCCUGUGACCUCUGCACUUUAAUCAACCCCUCAAUCCUCCCCCGCUGCGAAGCUUGCUCCUUUGAGCGGCCCGAUAGCACCGACUCUGCUACGUCCCCGCCUCCCACACCUCUGUCGCCAAUCUACCAGAACCCACCCUUGACGCAGGCAGUGAUUGAGGGGAAGGAGAGGGAAAGGGAGAGACAGAAAGUCCGGUUCCUCGACAUGCCAUUGAUGAUUCCAGAGAAGAGGGGUGAGGCGGCGACGCCGGCGGGGUGGAUGUGUGUUAGGUGCGGAACAGGGAAUGGUGAGGGUUGGUGGGGGUGCGGUGGAUGUGGCGUGGUUAGGGGGGAGAUUUGAGGCAUGCUUACAAAAUGAAUGUGAGAAAGGGAGAGGGGAGAGUGAAUCAGUCUUUCUUUAUUUUGCUUUUUUUUUUCUUGUAGGUAUUUGCUUGGGGGUUGUU
This is a messenger RNA of Tuber melanosporum (Perigord truffle), 1667 nucleotides long. RefSeq lists its product as uncharacterized. The coding region runs from base 176 to 1564 and encodes 462 amino acids. The record is from RefSeq and is a predicted model, not a curated record. The transcript has 3 exons. NCBI's taxonomy places the organism in Eukaryota, Fungi, Ascomycota, Pezizomycetes, Pezizales, Tuberaceae.